CGCAAAAGUGGCGUAAAGCGCCGCCCGGUGCGGGGAGACUGAGGAUCUUAUGGUUCUCCAGAACAGCUGCUGCCUGCCAAACAAGAGCUCUGAGCCCUCCCGAUCCAUGAGUGGGCAUCGGAACAUCAAGAGGCGAUGUGGGGAGUCCCACCUGGAGUCCCUGGCAGGCUGUGGGCACAGCCCUGCUGCUGGCUGUGUGCUGAGCAAGCUGGUUCAGUUGCCUACACCUCCCCUGUCCAAGCACCAGCUGAAACGGUUAGAAGAACACAAAUACCAGAGCGCUGGACGGUCCCUGCUUGAGCCUCUGAUGCAAGGCUACUGGGAAUGGUUAGUUGGAAGAGUUCCAGCCUGGAUUGCCCCCAACCUGAUCACCAUCAUUGGACUGUUAAUAAAUAUCUUUACAACUCUGCUAUUAGUAUAUUACUGCCCUACAGCUACAGAGCAGGCACCUCCCUGGGCAUACAUUGCCUGUGCUUGUGGCCUUUUCAUCUACCAGUCUCUGGAUGCCAUAGAUGGAAAACAAGCAAGAAGGACAAAUAGCAGCUCCCCCUUAGGAGAGCUCUUUGAUCAUGGCUGUGACUCACUUUCCACAGUCUUUGUGGUUUUGGGAACUUGUGUUGCUGUGCAGCUGGGAACCAACCCUGACUGGAUGUUCUUUUGUUGUUUUGCUGGAACCUUCAUGUUUUACUGCGCUCAUUGGCAGACCUACGUCUCGGGAACGCUGCGCUUCGGCAUAAUUGAUGUGACUGAAGUACAAAUCUUCAUAAUAAUCAUGCACUUACUGGCAGUGGUUGGAGGACCUCCUUUUUGGCAAUCUCUGAUCCCAAUCUUGAAUAUUCAGGUGAAAAUCUUCCCAGCUCUCUGCACAGUGGCAGGAACCAUCUUCUCCUGUACCAACUACUUUGGUGUCAUCUUCACAGGUGGAGUUGGCAAGAAUGGAUCCACCAUAGCAGGUACCAGUGUCCUGUCCCCCUUCCUUCACAUCGGCUCAGUGAUCGCCCUGGCUGCAAUGAUCUACAAGAAAUCAGCUGUGCAGCUCUUUGAGAGGCAUCCCUGCCUCUACAUCCUCACCUUUGGCUUUGUGUCUGCUAAGAUAACAAACAAACUCGUGGUUGCACACAUGACCAAAAGUGAAAUGCACCUUUAUGACACAGCCUUCAUCGGCCCCGCGCUGCUCUUCCUGGACCAGUACUUCAACAGCUUCAUUGAUGAGUACAUUGUCCUCUGGAUUGCCCUGAUCCUUUCCCUCUUCGAUUUGCUUCGGUACUGUGUCAGUGUCUGCAAUCAGAUCGCUGCCCACCUGCAUAUCCACGUGUUCAGGAUCAAGGCCUCCUCCUCCUCCUCCUCCUCCUCCUCCUCUUCCUCCACUCAUUCUAACCACCAUUAGUGACCCAGGGGAGUCCCCACGCUGAGAACUAAGCAAGAGCUGAGUUUCUACAUGAAUGGCUGUGAAGAGAAGUAGGAGACUAAAGGCAAGCAGCAGAGCAGACCCAAGUCAUUGCUACUAAUCAGUGUCGCAUCACUUCUCCUCCUCGUUAGCAGUAACACUCCUUAAUUAGUCUCCUGCCUGAAGAGAGUCACUUCCAAGUCCACCUUAGUCAACUCUCCAUGUAGUCAACUCUGUUGGUUGCAAGCCUGGGAAAGCAUGCAGGGAGGGGGAGGGGGGGGUUAAGGCUCUGUCUUUGUAAUUACCUUUGAUUACAACUUAAUCUUCUCUCUGGUGAAUGGAUCCCCACCCCCCACCCCCACCCCCAGUUUCUAACGCAGUAGAGUUCCAGUUGCUUCCCAUCUUAAUCUCUCAUCAUCUCUUAGUGACAGAUCCUUGUUUAGUGGCCACUUGAAACUUGAUUUGACUAAAGACCUGAGCUGGUUAAUAAUAAAACCCCCAAAGGAGA
Messenger RNA from Pogoniulus pusillus (Red-fronted tinkerbird), 1895 nucleotides. RefSeq names its product choline/ethanolamine phosphotransferase 1 (gene CEPT1). Gene Ontology annotation, molecular function: diacylglycerol cholinephosphotransferase activity; ethanolaminephosphotransferase activity. The transcript is spliced from 9 exons. Gene Ontology annotation, biological process: phosphatidylethanolamine biosynthetic process. Gene Ontology annotation, cellular component: endoplasmic reticulum membrane; Golgi apparatus. The record is from RefSeq and is a predicted model, not a curated record. Bases 50 to 1387 code for a protein of 445 amino acids. Lineage: Eukaryota; Metazoa; Chordata; Aves; Piciformes; Lybiidae.